Molecule: messenger RNA, 342 nt
Organism: Meloidogyne enterolobii
Lineage: Eukaryota; Metazoa; Nematoda; Chromadorea; Rhabditida; Meloidogynidae
Source: the annotation of a GenBank genome assembly
AUGAAUUCUACAAAAACAUCAACUACAAAAUCAACUAGCAAACCUAACGGACCAAUUAAUGAAUAUAUAACUACCACUACUGUGAUAACAAACGAACCAACUUCAACUACUAGAAUGGCUACAACAACAGUUUCGACUACUUCUACUUCUGCACCACAAGUUACUCCACGUGCUACUUUUAGAGAUUUAUGUUCACUUUUUUGUUGCCCUCCAUUUCCUUCUUCUAUUGUUGCUAAAUUGGCUUUUAUGCCACCUGAACCUAGUUAUCGGAUUUUGACUAGCGAUACUGGAAGGUUUGUUCUUUUGCUUUUUUAUUUUUUAAUUUCUUUUGGGGGCUUCUAA